Molecule: messenger RNA, 291 nt
Organism: Cyclocybe aegerita
Lineage: Eukaryota; Fungi; Basidiomycota; Agaricomycetes; Agaricales; Hemipholiotaceae
Source: the annotation of a GenBank genome assembly
AUGUCAACCCUCCAAGGCUACGUCGACCGUCGCGUCUUGCUCAUACUCCAGGAUGGGCGCGCAAUCGUGGGCGUCCUUGCUGGCUUUGAUCAGAAGUCCAACAUUGUCCUGUCGGACUCGAAGGAACGCGUCUACAGCACUGAUGAGGGCGUGGAGGAGAUCCCCCUUGGCCUAUAUCUCGUGAAAGGAGAGAUGAUAUCUCUGGUGGGCGAGCUUGACGAGGAAAUCGAUAAAUCAGUUGAUCUUUCGACCAUACGUGCGGAACCUAUCCCGCCCAUUCGUUAUGGAUAA